Messenger RNA from Podarcis muralis (Common wall lizard), 4395 nucleotides. RefSeq names its product DNA excision repair protein ERCC-6-like. The record is from RefSeq and is a predicted model, not a curated record. Gene Ontology annotation, molecular function: ATP binding; DNA translocase activity. NCBI's taxonomy places the organism in Eukaryota, Metazoa, Chordata, Lepidosauria, Squamata, Lacertidae.
UGCUUGCCGCGCAGUUUUGAAAUCUCACUGCCAGCCGGUUCCGUGUUUGUUUCUGCUGCGAAAGUAUGGCUGAGCCGUUGGGCACUGAUAAUCCUGAGCGGGAUGAACAGUACCGGAGAUUUGUCUCCCAAGCAAAGCAGGAAGCAAAAAAUGGCAACCUGCAGGAAUCUCUCUGCCUUCUGAGGAAGGCGCAUCAAAUCUAUCCCUGUGAAAAGCUGACAAGAAAAAUGAAAAAAGGUUGAGGAGCAUUAGCUUCACUAGCCCUGGAUCAGGAAGAUGAUGUCUUUGUGGACGUUUGUCAGAGUGGACUAAUGUUGUUUGGAGAAAUACAUGACAAGCUAUUUGACCACCAGAGAGAAGGGGUUGCCUUCUUAUACAGUUUAUACCGCGAUGGAAGGAAAGGUGGUAUCCUUGCAGAUGACAUGGGCUUGGGGAAAACCAUUCAGAUCAUCGCUUUCCUCUCUGGCAUGUUUGAUGAAGAACUCAUUCGGACUGUGCUGUUAAUUAUGCCGCCUAGCCUUUUGAGCAACUGGCUUAAAGAGUUUGCCAAGUGGACUCCUGGGCUGCGCGUGAGUGUCUUUCAUGGACCCAACAAGUAUGAAUGUGAGAGAAAUCUAAAGAGGAUCCAGAAGAGGAGUGGUAUCUUGCUCACGACUUAUCAGCUGGUCCUCAGCAGUUGGCAGCAGUUAUCGAGCUUUGAUGGGAAGGAGUUCAUCUGGGACUACGUCAUCCUUGAUGAAGCUCAUAAAAUUAAAACACCAUCUGCCAAAACGACAAAAUCUGUGCAUGCUAUCCCUGCUCAAAACCGCAUCCUGCUCACAGGAACUCCAGUCCAAAACAACCUAAAAGAACUCUGGGCUCUUUUUGACUUUGCUUGUCAGGGAUCGCUUCUAGGCACAAUGAAAACCUUUGGGAUGGAAUACGAAAAACCUAUCAUAAGAGCCAGGACAAAGAAUGCAACCCAGGAAGAGAAAGCACUGGGACUUAAGAUCUCUGAAAACCUGAUGUCCAUAAUCAAGCCGUAUUUCCUAAGACGGAGUAAAGAUGAACUACAGAACAAAGCUAAGCCUGAACUCAAAAUCAGUCUCCCAGAAUAUCAGGGCAAGACUGUUGCUUCUGAAAUGCCUUCUCUGCCCAGAAAAAACGACUUCAUUGUGUGGGUAUACUUAUCACCCAUACAAAAAGAAAUAUAUAGGGACUUUCUGUCUUUGGAUCACAUCCGAAAGUUGUUAAUGACCACAAGGUCCCCACUUGUUGAACUGAAUGUCUUGAAGAAACUCUGUGAUCACCCCAGGCUGUUGUCAGCACAAGCAUGUAGCAAACUUGGUCUGGAAGCUCCCAAUUAUAAUAUGGUGGAUGGUGAUGAAAAUGAUGAGCCUUCCAGCAUGAAGAGAAACCUUAGGGACAUUUUGGAUGAGACUCUGAUGGCGGAAUCAGGAAAGCUGUGCUUCCUCAUGGCCCUGCUGGAAAGAUUGCAGGAGGAGGGGCACAGAACACUGGUGUUUUCUCAUUCAAGAAAAAUGCUGGAUAUUAUAGAGCGCAUCUUAACUCACAGGUGCUUUAAGCUAAUGCGCAUUGAUGGAACAGUAAGCCAGUUGGAGGAGCGAAAAAGGAGAAUUAGUGUCUUUCAGAAGAGCAAAGAAUACUCUGUGUUUCUGCUUACUACCCAAGUUGGUGGGGUUGGUCUAACCUUAACAGCAGCUACCAGGGUGGUGAUUUUUGAUCCUAGCUGGAACCCAGCUACAGAUGCUCAAGCCGUAGACAGGGUUUACAGGAUAGGGCAGAAGGACAAUGUUGUAAUCUACCGGCUAAUUAGCUGUGGGACAGUGGAGGAGAAAAUCUACAGAAGGCAAGUAUUCAAAGACUCAUUAAUCCGACAAAGCAUGGGAGAUAGGAAAGACCCAUACAGAUAUUUCACUAUGCAAGAACUAAGGGAGUUGUUCACAUUGGGAGAUACUCAAAGCUCAGUAACACAGCUCCAGCUUCAGUCUUUGCAUGCAAGCCAAAGAAAAACAGAUAAGCAGCUGGACAAGCACAUUGCGUAUCUCCAUUCACUGGAUAUAUUUGGCAUAUCAGACCAUGACUUAAUGUACACACAUGAAGCGGUUCAUGGAGAUGAAGUUGAGGAUGAAGAAGUCCUCAUGGACAUUGAACACAGGGUACAGAAAGCCCAAGAGCUGGUACAGCUGGAAUCCCAGCUAAAGGACCAACUGAUGGGAAACCUCCGAAACACGACUGAAGGGGCAUGGCUGAGAGAAAUGGAAUUGUCCACCCAGCCAAAUAAAAAGCCAUCAAAGCCUUCUCCGAAUUAUGCUCUCGUCCCACCUGUAACUGAUGAACCCACAAGCAGUGAGAAUUUCAGUCUUGUAGGUGGCAGUGAUGAUGACAUUGUCAAUGUAAGUUCUAAGAUGACAGAGCUACUUAUUGAGGAGGAUGAACGAGUGCUUCAGAACCUAACUAAUAUGGAUAUCUCUGCAUCCAUGAACGAAAAAUGCAAACCAGCCAGUCCACAAGAAGUAACUCCUAUAUCUUCUUUUACUCAAGAUCAUUCAUUAUCUUACAAGGAGAACUGCAGCCCUGCAUGUCAGGUGGUUUCCCAUGACCCACCUGCUGAGGCAAAUGGCAAGUUUAACGAUGCCCAAGUGGCCCCACUGCAGCAGUCAUUUCACUAUGUGCCUGAUGAUGAUCUACAAACUACUCAAAACCAUGCUCUCGUCCCACCUGUAACUGAUGAACCCACAAGCAGUGAGAAUAUCAGUCUUGUAGGUGGCAGUGAUGAUGACAUUGUCAAUGUAAGUUCUAAGAUGACAGAGCUACUUAUUGAGGAGGAUGAACGAGUGCUUCAGAACCUAACUAAUAUGGAUAUCUCUGCAUCCAUGAACGAAAAAUGCAAACCAGCCAGUCCACAAGAAGUAACUCCUAUAUCUUCUUUUACUCAAGAUCAUUCAUUAUCUUACAAGGAGAACUGCAGCCCUGCAUGUCAGGUGGUUUCCCAUGACCCACCUGCUGAGGCAAAUGGCAAGUUUAAUGAUGCCCAAGUGGCCCCACUGCAGCAGUCAUUUCACUAUGUGCCUGAUGAUGAUCUACAAACUACUCAAAACCAUGAUCAAAGUCAUGUAUCCUCUUCUUCUCAAGCUCACUUGUCUUUCCAGGUAAACUGCAGUUCUGAACUUCAAACAAUCUGCCAUGACCCUCCUGUCGAGGCAAAUGGCAUGCUUACUGAUAUCCAAGGGUUCCCAUUGCAGCAGUCAUCAGAGUAUGUGUCUAACCAUGUCAAGCAACAAGGCGAGACUGACAUGUCUCUCAAUGUUCCUACAAGUCCACAUGGAGAGGCAGGUGAAGUUGCUGAGCCAGGUGCCUCAGAAGCAUCUCAACUGCAGACCAGUAAAAUGUCAGAACUCAGUUUUGCACAGAAAUCUGGAAUGAGUGUAAUAAUGGUUGAUGAGGCUCUAUCUGGUUCUCCCCAGUGUGAUUUCAGACUUGUCUUAGAAGAUUCCGAGGAUCAGUUGCAAGAUAUCUCAGGAAUGGAAAUGUCAUUGAAGGAUACAGAGAACACAAGAUUUCCACUGAAUAGCCACUGUAGCUCUUUGGCUCACUCUUGGCUUCAGGAAUAUUCGGACAACAGAAGUCUCCAAGCCAGCAAAAGUAUAAUGGGAUCUAUGGUUAUUGGGGGCUCUGAUGAUGUGUUGAUGAACAACAGUGAGCUUUCUUUUCAGCAUAAAAAUAUGCCCGUUAAAAUAAUCGUUUCAGAUAGUGAAGAGGAUGACGAUUGUUUUAUAACUGAUUGGGAUGAUAGCAAUCACAGACAAGAAUCUCCCACAAACAAACUACCUGAUAUCAUGUCAACGCCAAAGUCUAAAUUGUCCACAACCAGCCUUUGUUUCUCUCCUAGGAUAAUAGUUAGUGGAAGAAGAUCAACCGCUUCACGAAAAUCCCUUGCUAGUAUCCUAUUGGAUCAGGUGGAGGACAUUGCAGAGACCAUUGAAUCCACCAGUUAUAUGUCUUGUGAAGAUUCUUUUAAGCUUUACCUUGAAGCAGAAAAAACUCUAGACAAUUGUGAUUAGGAGUUGGAGUGGCUGGAAAAGGAGCCGUCCAGUGAAAUGAUAGAGACUGAGAGCAAAGCUAGAGUUUUACUACAGCAGUUUCCAGAGUUUUUAUACGGUUACACUCACCCCUUUUAUGGUACCCUUUUAUUGAUUACUUCCAGAGCAGAUUUGCAUGCAAUCACAGCAGUGGAAAGAUGAACCUGCACCUUGAGGGAAAUUGCUUCUGACAUUGAUCUGUAACAUUUAAGGCCCAGCUUCUUUCACUUGGGGUGUGUGUGUGUAUGUCUCUCUUUUUUGUAAGAACUAGCUGUUAAGAUUUUAAAAUAAACCUGGUUUAACUUUGAAAGCC